Molecule: messenger RNA, 162 nt
Organism: Sorex fumeus (smoky shrew)
Lineage: Eukaryota; Metazoa; Chordata; Mammalia; Eulipotyphla; Soricidae
Product: 60S ribosomal protein L39-like
Exons: 2
Coding region: 1-162 (53 amino acids)
Biological process (GO): translation
Cellular component (GO): ribosome; cytosolic large ribosomal subunit
Molecular function (GO): structural constituent of ribosome
Source: RefSeq, a predicted model, not a curated record
AUGUCUUCUCACAAGACUUUCAGGAUCAUGUGGUUCCUGGCCAAAAACCCAAAGCAACCACAGAAUUGGCCUAUCCCUCAAUGGAUUAGUAUGAAAACUGGUAAAAAGAUCAGGUACAACUCCAAGAGGAGGCACUGGGGAAGGACCAAACUGGGUCUGUAA